This is a messenger RNA of Cornus florida, 2036 nucleotides long. RefSeq names its product 2,3-bisphosphoglycerate-independent phosphoglycerate mutase. The transcript is spliced from 11 exons. The record is from RefSeq and is a predicted model, not a curated record. The coding region runs from base 103 to 1782 and encodes 559 amino acids. Gene Ontology annotation, cellular component: cytoplasm. Gene Ontology annotation, biological process: glucose catabolic process. Lineage: Eukaryota; Viridiplantae; Streptophyta; Magnoliopsida; Cornales; Cornaceae. Gene Ontology annotation, molecular function: manganese ion binding.
GGCAGGUGCACGGCACGGGGAUGUUUAUAUCUAGCCUUGUCUCCGUGAUCCUAAAUCACCUCCGAUCUGUUGAUUUAUAUUGAAGAGAAGAGAAGGAAGAGAAUGGGGAGUUCAGGAUUUUCAUGGAAGUUACCGGAACACCCGAAGCUCCCUAAGGAUAAGAUCUUGGCCAUGGUAGUUUUGGACGGCUGGGGCGAAGCUAAGCCAGAUCCUUACAACUGCAUCCAUGUUGCCGAGACUCCCACCAUGGAUUCUCUUAAACAGGGUGCUCCUGAAAAAUGGAGGUUGGUUAAGGCUCAUGGUAGUGCAGUAGGGCUUCCAACUGAAGAUGACAUGGGAAACAGUGAAGUUGGUCACAAUGCUCUUGGUGCUGGUCGGAUAUUUGCUCAAGGAGCAAAGCUAGUUGAUCUUGCUCUUGCCUCUGGAAAAAUUUACGAAGGAGAAGGCUUUAAAUACAUUAAGGAAAGUUUUGAAACUGGCACAUUGCACCUCAUUGGAUUGUUGAGUGAUGGUGGUGUCCACUCCCGGCUUGAUCAGUUACUGUUGCUGCUAAACGGUUGUGGUGAGCGUGAUGCCAAAAGAAUUCGUGUUCAUAUACUUACUGAUGGCCGUGAUGUUUUGGAUGGUUCAAGUGUAGGCUUUGUAGAAGCCCUUGAGAAUGAACUCGCAAAAUUACGUAAGAAAGGUGUUGAUGCACAGAUCGCAUCUGGUGGAGGUCGCAUGAAUGUCACAAUGGAUCGUUAUGAGAAUGACUGGGAAGUUGUAAAACGUGGAUGGGAUGCUCAAGUACUUGGUGAAGCCCCAUACAAGUUUAGAAAUGCUGUUGAGGCUGUCAAGAAACUGAGGGAGGAACCUGGUGCAAACGACCAGUACUUACCACCAUUUGUUAUUGUUGAUGAGAAUGGGAAGCCUGUAGGCCCAAUAGUGGAUGGGGAUGCUGUUGUGACAAUCAACUUCAGGGCGGAUCGAAUGGUUAUGAUUGCAAAGGCCCUUGAAUAUGAAGAUUUUGAUAAAUUUGAUCGAGUUCGAUUCCCUAAAAUCCGUUAUGCUGGAAUGCUUGAGUAUGAUGGCGAGUUGAAGCUUCCGAGCCACUACCUUGUUUCUCCGCCAGAGAUAGAUAGAACAUCUGGUGAAUAUUUGGUCCAUAACGGUGUCCGUACUUUUGCUUGCAGUGAGACUGUUAAAUUUGGGCAUGUAACAUUUUUCUGGAACGGAAACCGGUCAGGGUAUUUUAACCCUGAGAUGGAAGAAUAUGUUGAAAUUCCGAGUGAUUCUGGCAUUACAUUCAAUGUCCAGCCAAAGAUGAAGGCAUUGGAAAUCGGUGAGAAGGCUAGGGAUGUUAUCCUUAGCCGCAAAUUUCAUCAGGUACGUGUGAACAUACCAAAUAGUGACAUGGUGGGGCAUACAGGUGACGUUAAAGCCACUGUUGUGGCUUGCAAGGCCGCUGAUGAAGCUGUCAAGAUGAUACUUGAUGCAAUAGAGCAGGUGGGAGGAAUAUAUGUUGUCACCGCAGAUCAUGGUAAUGCUGAGGACAUGGUGAAAAGGAACAAGAAGGGGGAGCCUGCUCUUGACAAGAAUGGCAAUGUCCAAAUUCUUACUUCUCACACUCUUCAACCAGUACCUAUUGCAAUUGGAGGUCCUGGGUUGGCACCUGGUGUGAGAUUCCGGAAGGAUGUGCCUACUGGUGGGCUCGCAAAUGUGGCUGCUACUGUGAUCAACCUCCACGGAUUCGAGGCUCCUAGUGACUAUGAGCCAACACUCAUUGAGGUCGUAGAUAACUAGCAAGUCAAUGACAAUUAUCGAAAUCUCUAAAAUUUUGACUUUAUGUCAUUGGCCAAACUUCAAUAAUUUAUGGGUAUGAGUCAUCUCAGCAGUGGUGUUAAUUUUCCAAUCUGGUGUUUUCAAAGUGCCAUUGAUAUAAGAAUAUUUUGGCAGUUGUUUGUUACUGCCAUCACUUUUUUUGUUUGCCUUUUUUCAUCAUCAAUGAAGUAUUUUACAAGAUGUUUAUUUUAGUAUUAAAAUUUUACUUUCGAGGA